AACCAUUAAAUAAAACAAACGUGCAAUAGUAAAAUUUUACAAUUUUAAGCUUUAUUUAAAAAAAUAACUUAAGGAAAUCUAAAUUUGAAAAUAUUGAUAUAAAAAAGGAAGAAAUAAUAUGGAACGUUGGCUAAAUAAAAUCGCAGUAGUAACUGGUGCCAGUUCUGGCAUUGGUGUAGCCAUUGUUAAGGAUCUUCUUAAAAAUGGUUUGCAAGUCGUUGGUUUAGCUAGACGUGUUGAACGUGUGGAGGAUAUUAAAAAGGAAUUGCCCAAAAACUUGCAAACAAAACUGACAGCUUUGAAAUGUGAUGUUUCCAAUCUGAAAUCGGUAAAUGAGACAUUUGACAAAGUUGUGGACCAUUUUGGUGGCAUUGAUAUUCUAGUCAAUAAUGCUGGUUGCCUCAAACUAGGACAAUUAACUACCAUGAAUGUAACUGACGCAGAAAAUAUUCUGCAAACAAAUGUCAUGGGUGUCGUCUAUUGUACGCAACGUGCUUUCCAGUCAAUGAAAAAACGUAAUUUCAAUGGUCAUGUUGUGCUCAUCAAUAGUGUAGCUGGCCAUAAUAUUAUUAGCAGUGUUGUUGGCAGUGCACCCGAAUUCAAUAUUUAUCCGGCUACUAAAUUUGCCAUAACCGCAAUGACAGAAAUCUACAGACAGGAGUUCAAUGGUUUGGGUACAAAGAUAAAAGUAACUAGCAUUAGUCCUGGCGCUGUGGAUACAGAAAUUUUAAAUACUAAUAUUAAAACUGCUCUAGAGGGUACUAUUCUAAAAGCUGAGGACAUUGCUUCGGGUGUUUUGUAUGCUAUUUCAACGCCACCUCAUGUGCAAAUUCAUGAAAUGAUUAUUAAGCCGGUGGGAGAAAUGUUUUGGAGAAAUAAUAUGGAACGUUGGCAAAAUAAAAUAGCAGUGGUAACAGGUGCCAGUUCUGGCAUUGGUGUAGCCAUUGUUAAGGAUCUUGUUAAUAAUGGCUUGCAAGUUAUUGGUUUGGCCAGACGUGUCGAACGUGUGGAGAAUAUUAAAAAGGAAUUGCCCAAAAACUUGCAAACAAAACUGACAGCUUUGAAAUGUGAUGUUUCCAAUUUGAAAUCGGUAAAUGAGACAUUUGACAAAAUUGUACAGCAUUUUGGUGGCAUAGAUAUUCUAGUAAAUAAUGCUGGUUGCCUCAAACUAGGACAAUUAACUACCAUGAAUUUGGCUGAUGCUGAACAAGUUCUGCAAACAAAUGUCAUGGGUGUCGUCUAUUGUACCCAACGUGCUUUCCAGUCAAUGAAAGAACGUAAUUUCAGUGGCCAUGUUGUGCUCAUCAGUAGUAUAGCUGGCCAUAAUGUUAUUAGCAGUGUUGGUGGUAGGACACCCGAAUACAAUAUUUAUCCAGCAAGUAAAUUUGCCAUAACUGCUAUUACGGAAAUCUAUAGACAGGAGUUUCGAGGAUUGGGUACAAAGAUAAAAGUAACUAGCAUUAGUCCUGGUGCUGUGGAUACAGAAAUUAUAAAUGACAGUAUUAAAACUGCUCUACAAGGUACUAUUCUAAAAGCUGAGGACAUUGCUUCGGGUGUUUUAUAUGCCAUUUCAACGCCACCUCAUGUGCAAAUCCAUGAAAUGAUUAUUAAGCCGGUGGGUGAAAUGUUUUAAGCAGA
Messenger RNA from Calliphora vicina (urban bluebottle blowfly), 1638 nucleotides. Its product is annotated as dehydrogenase/reductase SDR family member 7-like. Gene Ontology annotation, molecular function: oxidoreductase activity. The transcript has 4 exons. The record is from RefSeq and is a predicted model, not a curated record. NCBI's taxonomy places the organism in Eukaryota, Metazoa, Arthropoda, Insecta, Diptera, Calliphoridae. Bases 119 to 1633 code for a protein of 504 amino acids.